Messenger RNA from Uloborus diversus, 8282 nucleotides. It is a transcript of the gene ck, whose product is annotated as myosin-VIIa-like. The transcript is spliced from 47 exons. Gene Ontology annotation, cellular component: cytoskeleton; myosin complex. Gene Ontology annotation, molecular function: ATP binding; cytoskeletal motor activity; protein binding. NCBI's taxonomy places the organism in Eukaryota, Metazoa, Arthropoda, Arachnida, Araneae, Uloboridae. The record is from RefSeq and is a predicted model, not a curated record. Bases 131 to 6664 code for a protein of 2177 amino acids.
CAGCAAUGACUAUCUGCAAUAAUGUGCCACUAGUUUGUUAUUCAUUUUGAAAAUAAUGGGAAGUAUGAAAUCGGUUUUUGAUGUCAAGCACCGAACAUGUCUCAAGAUCUGACCUGCUAGAAAAAUCACCAUGGUUAUUGUCACGCGGGGUGAUUAUAUUUGGAUAGAGCCCCAGACAAAACGGGAAUUUGAUGUUGCCAUAGGAGCGAGGGUUACUUCUGCGGAAGGGAGAAGGAUACAAGUGAAUGAUGAUGAUGGAAAGGAACAAUGGCUUACUCCAGAAAGGAGAAUUAAAGCUAUGCAUCCAACAUCUGUUCAAGGUGUGGAGGACAUGAUAUCCUUAGGAGAUCUUCAUGAGGCAGGCAUUUUAAGAAAUCUUUUAAUUCGCUACAAUGAAAAUCUUAUUUAUACCUACACUGGCUCCAUUUUGGUUGCUGUUAAUCCUUAUCAAAUUCUUCCUAUAUACACAGCUGAACAAAUCAAACUUUACAAAGAUAAAAAAAUUGGAGAAUUACCUCCUCACAUUUUUGCAAUAGGUGAUAAUAGUUAUAAUAAUAUGAAGAGGUACAAGCAAGAUCAGUGUAUCAUUAUAAGUGGAGAAAGUGGUGCAGGAAAAACUGAAAGUACAAAGCUAAUUCUUCAGUACCUAGCUGCAAUUAGUGGGCAACAUUCUUGGAUAGAACAACAGAUCUUGGAAGCUAAUCCAAUACUAGAGGCCUUUGGGAAUGCAAAAACCAUUCGAAAUGACAACUCCAGUAGAUUUGGAAAAUAUAUAGAUAUUCAUUUCAACAAAUCUGGAAUCAUUGAAGGUGCAAGAAUUGAUCAAUAUCUUUUAGAAAAAUCUAGAAUUGUUGGACAGGCUUCUGAUGAAAGGAAUUAUCAUAUUUUCUAUUGUAUGUUAGCGGGUCUAUCAAGGGAAGAAAAACAAAAAUUGGACAUGAGUGAUGCAUCAAAAUAUAAUUAUUUGACUCAGGGAGGCUGCAUCACAUGUGAAGGCAGAGAUGAUGCCACAGAAUUUUCAGAUAUCCGUUCAGCUAUGAAAGUUUUAAUGUUUUCAGACCAAGAAAUAUGGGAAAUUUUGAAAAUUUUAAGUGCUUUACUUCACUUGGGCAACAUAAAAUAUAAAGGAACUAUUAUUGACAAUCUUGAUGCAACAGAAAUAAUAAAUGCUGGAAGUGUAAAUAGUUCUGCUCGAUUACUUGAGGUUAACAGUUUGCAUCUUAUAGAUGCUUUAACAACUCGUACCAUUUUUGCUCAUGGUGAUGCAGUUGUUUCCAAUAUGAGCACAACACAAGCUAUUGAUGUCCGUGAUGCAUUUGUAAAAGGCAUUUAUGGAAGAAUGUUCGUGUGGAUUGUAAAUAAAAUAAAUUCUGCAAUUUAUAAGCCAAAACACUCUGCUAGUUAUUACAGAACAUCCAUUGGAGUUCUUGACAUCUUCGGUUUUGAAAAUUUUGCUGUAAAUAGUUUUGAACAGUUUUGUAUUAAUUAUGCGAAUGAAAAUUUGCAACAAUUUUUUGUGCGUCAUAUAUUUAAAUUGGAACAAGAGGAAUACAAUCUUGAAGCAAUCAACUGGCAGCAUAUUGAGUUUGUAGAUAAUCAAGAAGCCCUAGAUUUAAUUGCAGUAAAACCAAUGAACAUUAUGGCAUUAAUUGAUGAAGAAAGCAAAUUUCCCAAGGGAACUGACCAGACUUUGCUGAAUAAGUUACACAAGAUGCAUGGUAGCAAUAAAAACUAUUUAAAACCAAAAUCUGAUAUUAAUACAUCAUUUGGACUAAACCAUUUUGCUGGUGUAGUAUUUUAUGACACAAGAGGAUUUCUAGAAAAGAAUCGGGACACAUUUAGUGCAGAUCUUAUACAGCUUAUACAAGUUUCCAAUAAUAAAUUUUUGCAAAACUUAUUUGUUCAUGAAAUAGGCAUGGGUACUGAUACAAGGAAAAAAACUCCCACGUUAAGUGCACAGUUCAAGAGAUCUUUGGAUUCAUUGAUGAGAACCCUCAGUCAAUGUCACCCAUUUUUCAUACGAUGUAUAAAGCCAAAUGAAUUGAAGAAACCUAUGAUGUUUGACAGAGAGUUAUGUUGCAAACAGCUACGGUAUUCAGGCAUGAUGGAAACCAUUCGAAUUAGACGUGCUGGUUAUCCUAUACGGCACACUUUUAAAGAAUUUGUGGAAAGAUACAGAUUUCUUAUUCCAGGGGUUGGACCAGCUCAUAAAAUAGACUGUAAAUCUGCAUGUAUCAAAAUUUGCUCCAUUGUACUUGGCAAAACAGAUUAUCAACUUGGUAGAACUAAAGUGUUUUUGAAGGAUGCUCAUGAUUUAUUUUUGGAACAAGAGCGUGAUAGAGUUCUCACAAAGAAAAUUCUUAUCUUGCAAAAAGCUAUACGUGGAUGGUAUUACAGAAGACGUUUCCUUCGUAUGCGGAAAAGUGCUAUAAUUGUACAAAGGUUUUGGAGAGGUUACAUACAAAAACAGCAUUACAAUUAUAUGAGAACUGGAUUCCAGAGGUUGCAAGCACUUAUUAGAUCAAGAAUAUUAUCUCAUCGGUUUAAACAUCUUAGAGGGCAUAUUGUAACAUUACAGUCAAGAUGUAGAGGCUUUUUAAUUAGAAGAGAGCAUAUGAAGAAACGAUGGGCUAUAACAAAAAUUCAAGCUUUUGUGCGGCGAGUAGUUGCUCAAAGAAGAUACAAGAAGCUUAAAAUUCAGAAUCGUCAUCGCUUGGAAGCAUUGAGAAUGCGAGAUCAGGAGGAGGCUUAUUUAAGAAAACAAAUGAAUCCCAAAAAGGCUAAAGAAAUAGCAGAACAAAAAUAUAGGGAGCGACUUCAAGAACUAGAAGUUCGACUUCGUGAAGAAGAAGUUGCCGAAAGAAUGAAUAUCGAACAUAAAAAAGCAGUCAUUAUUGAUGCAUUCAAUCGACAAGAAGAGCAACUUGAUGAUUCAAAAUUAGUUGAUGCAAUGUUUGAUUUCUUACCACGAACUGACUCAAGUAGUGACCAAACAGCUCCUACAGCAUUUAAAGAUUUAGAACGUUCACGGGAAGUCGCCUUGCAAACAUCUUCUGAAAUUGAAGGCACACUGCCUGCCCCACCUGUUGAUCAAGAAGAUCUUACUGAAUACAAAUUUCAAAAAUAUGCUGUUACAUAUUUUCAAGGCAAUGCUAGUCAUCAAUAUCAAAGAAAACCAUUGAAACAACCACUGUUGCCUCUAGCUACCCAAGGAGAUUGUAUGGCAGCUUUGGCUCUUUGGAUAACUAUUCUUAGAUUCAUGGGGGAUUUACCCGAACCAAAAUUUCACACAAUGGAAAGAGACAACACUUCUGUGAUGAGUAAAGUUACUGCAACACUGGGACGCAAUUUCAUUAAAACGAAAGAAUUUCAAGAAGCACAACUAAUGGGCAUGGAUGCUUCUAUUAUUCCACCUGAAGUUUACAAUAAGCAAAAGUCACGCAGCAUCAGAAAUAAGCUAGUCUCUCUCACUCUUAAGAAAAAGAACAAAAUCACUGAAGAUGUUCGCCGCCAACUGCAAGAAGAAGAAUUAGCAGCUGAUACAUAUAGCAGCUGGCUUGAGAGCAGACCUACCUCAAACUUAGAAAAGCUUCACUUCAUUAUUGGUCAUGGCAUUUUGAGAGAUGAACUAAGGGAUGAGGUUUAUUGUCAAAUAUGCAAGCAGUUGACUAACAAUCCAAAUAAAAGCUCCCAUGCUCGUGGAUGGAUACUUCUUUCGUUGUGUGUGGGUUGUUUUGCACCUUCAGAUAAAUUUGUGAAGUAUUUGUUGAAUUUCAUUCGUGAAGGCCCUCCUGGUUACGCUCCAUAUUGUGAAGAUCGUUUACGACGAACAUUCAUGAAUGGUACUAGAGGGCAACCACCUUCAUGGUUAGAAUUGCAAGCUACUAAAUCAAAGAAACCUUUGAUGCUCCCUAUUACAUUUAUGGAUGGAAAUACAAAAACCCUUUUAGCUGAUUCUGCUACUACUGCUAGAGAGCUUUGUGCUCAACUUGCUGAAAAAAUUGGCCUGAAAGAUCAAUUUGGUUUUUCGUUAUACAUAGCUUUGUUUGACAAGGUAUCAUCACUUGGAAGUGGUGGUGAACAUGUAAUGGAUGCCAUAUCACAAUGUGAACAGUAUGCAAAAGAGCAAGGGGCCCAGGAAAGAAAUGCUCCUUGGAGAUUAUUUUUCAGGAAAGAAAUAUUUGCACCUUGGCAUGACCCUACCGAAGAUGCUGUUGCCACAAAUCUCAUUUUCCAACAAGUUGUUAGAGGAGUUAAAUUCGGGGAAUAUAGAUGUGAUAAGGAGGAAGAUUUGGCUAUGAUUGCUGCUCAACAGUAUUAUAUUGAACAUGGAUUAGAUUUGAGUAUGGAACGUCUGAUAUCUUUACUUCCCAACUAUAUUCCUGACUACUGUUUGCAAAGUGGUGACAAAAGUCUUGAGCGAUGGGCCAGCUUAGUCAUUACAGCUUGCAAAAAAAGUUAUUAUUAUCGUGAUCGAGUGCCAAUACCUAGAGUGAAAGAAGAUGUUGUUGACUAUGCAAAAUUCAAAUGGCCAUUGCUGUUUUCAAGAUUUUAUGAGGCUUUACGAUCUGCUGGUCCUCAUUUACCGAAAAAUGAUGUGAUUCUUGCCAUAAAUUGGACAGGUGUUUAUGUUGUCGAUGACCAAGAACAAGUCUUACUAGAGCUUUCAUUUCCUGAAGUGACUACUAUUGUUAGUCAGAAAGGAACACGUCCCUUUCUGCAAAGUUUCAGUAUUGCCACCGUUCGUGGAGAGGAAUUCACGUUCCAGUCACCUAAUUCUGAAGAUAUUCGAGAAUUAGUUGAAUUCUUUUUAGAGGGAUUAAAAAAGCGGGCUAGAUAUGUCAUUGCCAUUCAAGAUUACAAAGGUGAUGGUCCUACGUUUUUGAAUUUUACUCAAGGAGAUCUUAUUCUACUUGAUGAAAGUCACACAGGCGAGAGUGUUGCAGCUAACAAUUGGGCUGCUGGUCGCAAUGAAAGAUCAAAUGAACGUGGUGAUUUUCCAUCUGAAUUUGUGUAUAUACUUCCAGCUCUAGUAAAACCGCCCAAUAACAUAUUAGCUCUCUUUUCUCAUGAUGCAAGUGAACAAGGAAAAAGACUUUUUAUUCAUGGUCCCAAAAAUGGUCCUGAACCUGUUGAUAAGCCUCACACAUUAGAAGAAUAUGCAAUAGACCAUUUUAGGCUUCCACCUAAGCGAACCAUACCAAGAACUCUAACUUUGUCUUCUGCACGUAAAAGGGAUGGUGACCAACUUUGGAGGCAUUCUCGUGAACCAAUAAAACAACCUUUGUUAAAAAAACUACUUAAUAAGGAAGAACUUUGCCAAGAAGCCUGUUUUGCAUUCAAUGCAUUAUUAAAAUAUAUGGGAGAUCUUCCUUCAAGAAGAACUAGGACAGGAAAUGAGCUGACAGAUCAAAUAUAUGACGGACCAUUGAAACAUGAAAUAUUGAGAGAUGAAAUUUACUGCCAAAUCAUGAAGCAACUAACUGAUAAUAAGAAUAGAUUAAGUGAAGAAAGAGGUUGGGAGCUGAUGUGGUUAGCUACUGGUUUAUUUGCUCCAAGUCAAAUACUUUUAAAGGAAUUAACUCAAUUUUUACGAACAAGAAGGCAUCCAAUUGCUAUUGAUUCUUUACAAAGGUUGCAAAAAACUCUUAGGACGGGCCAAAGAAAAUAUCCACCUCAUUUAGUAGAAGUUGAAGCUAUACAACACAAAACAACUCAGAUCUUUCACAAAGUUUACUUUCCUGAUGAUACUGAUGAGGCAUUUGAAGUAGACUCAAGUACAAGAGCUAAAGAUUUCUGUCAAAAUAUUUCUCAAAGGCUCAAUUUAAGAUCUGCUGAAGGAUUUAGUUUGUUUGUUAAAAUAGCUGAUAAAGUGAUCAGUGUUCCUGAGGGAGAUUUCUUUUUUGAUUUUGUGCGACAUUUGACAGAUUGGAUUAGGAAAGCCCGGCCGACUCGUGAUGGAUCCAUACCUCAGUUUACAUAUCAGGUUUUCUUCAUGAAGAAAUUGUGGACCAACACCAUCCCUGGUAAAGAUAGAAAUGCAGACAUCAUUUUUCAUUAUCAUCAGGAAUUGCCUAAACUUUUACGUGGCUACCAUAAAUGCAGUAAAGAUGAAGCGGCUCGACUAGCUGCUCUUAUUUAUCGUGUACGAUAUGGAGAAAGUAAAGUUGAGCUUCAAAGCAUUCCAACUAUGCUCCGGGAAAUGAUUCCUGCUGAUUUGCUAAAAGCACAAAAUGCUAAUGAUUGGAAAAGAGCUGUUGUUGCUGCAUAUAAUCAAGAUGCUGGAAUGAGCCCUGAAGAAAGCAAAGUUAAUUUUUUGAAAGUUAUAUUUAAGUGGCCAACGUUUGGCUCAGCCUUUUUUGAAGUAAAGCAAACUACCGAUCCCAAUUUUCCUGAACAAUUAUUGAUUGCAAUUAAUAAACAUGGUGUAAGUCUUAUUGACCCAUCCUCAAAGGACAUCCUAGUCACCCAUCCAUUUACGCGUAUUUCGAACUGGAGCAGUGGAAAUACAUAUUUCCAUAUGACUAUUGGAAAUUUAGUAAGAGGGAAUAAAUUGCUGUGUGAAACGCCAUUGGGUUACAAAAUGGAUGAUUUAUUAACUUCUUAUAUUAGUUUAAUGCUCAGUAACAUGAAUAAGCAAAGAACCAUCAGAGUAAAGCAAUAAGUUCACAGUUAAGUUUUAUCACCAAGUGCUAGCUGCUGGCUCAGCAUGAUGCACCUAUAAACAUGAUGCAAAUGUGCCUAUAUUCAUUUGAACUUUUGUGCCUCUAGUACCUCAUGAAAGGAUGGAAGACGAACUUUCUGUAUAGAAGAUAUUGCUGACUCAACAUAUAUUUUUAGAUGUUCUAUACUAACGUAUUUUUAAAAAAUAUAUUUUACUUUUCAUUCCAUGAGUGAAAUAAUUGUUGAAAAUUUCAUGAUCGCAUUUUCUUAUUCAAUUGUUAAUUUUAUAGAAAUGUUGAUGUUUGUAAUUGAUCAUAGUAUAUACAUAUUUUACUAAAACUAGCUGUUUAGCAAAUUAUAGAAGCAUAAGUACUUUGUAUAAUUAAGUGCAGCUAAUUUCCAAGAAUGAUAUUUUGGCAGCAUUUAUUUUACUAUUUCUGUAAAAUGUUGAGUUUCUCUCUUUCUGUAAAAUGUUGAGUUUCUCUGUUUCUGUAAAAUGUUGAUACAUUCCUAAAAUUUGUGUUUUAAAUAUAAUGUACAAAUUGUUGAGUAUUUUACAUGACUUUUAUAUUUUAUUUGUAAGAUCAUUUUAAAAGUGUUGUAAUUUAAUUGCAUGAAAUUACUUUUUUUUCUGCAUAUAUUUGUGAAUGUGUAUACAUUGUAGAACAUUCCAAAAGAUCUACUCUUCAGUUCAAUAAUAAGUCUGUUUUGAAAAGUAUCAUUUAUAUUAAGUAUUGCAAGUUGCUGUUGUGAAUUGCAUGAAAAACCUGUUAUAUUGAUACGAAGUUGUUAGUACAUUUUGGUAAAUUAAUUUUUGUUGAUAAAUAUCAAAUUAGUAUGUUUAGUGCCAUGUCCCUUAAUUUGCCCUCUCUUUCUUGGUGUAGAAGCAUUGGAAACUCAAAUACCGAUUACUCUGACUUUUCUUAUAACCAGAAUAAUGUUUCUCACCUUCUUCAUCAUGUGAAAAAUGGGGCAAUUAGCUGAAAAGAAAUAUUAGCUACACAAAAAUGAACAAAACUAAUUUCCUUUUGUGUGCUAUAUAAUGAAUAAAUAAAUUUAUGUACAUAAAACAUAGCUAUUAAAGAUAUUUCAGAAGUUUUUGCUGUAUAUAUUCUAAAAAGUAAAAAUAUUUAUGUGAAUAAUUUUAUAUAGUUGAUGUUAUACCGCGAAUAUAAAAAAAUACACUUUUACAAUUGUUAUUGAUGCCACUUUUGGUUGAAGGUACUGAAGUUGAAGGAAGUACUAGUUUAUAUUUUGAAAUUAAUGCCAAUGUGUCAUUCCAAAAUGUAUGACAUUAUUAAGAAAUAUAUAUUCAAAAUAAUAAUGUCUAAAUAUGUAUUUUAAGUGUGAUGAAUAAGUAGAUUCAUUUUGCAUUUUUUUGUAUGAAAUCAUCUUUCCCCCUUUAACUCUUUUUUCUUCUGCAUUUAUUCAUUCAGCUUUACUUACUUUUCUUCAUUAAAUUUGUCUAGAUUCAGUUUCAUUUUAUUUUUAAGUUUUUGAAACUUGUGUUGCUACAUUGAAUUGAUAUUGAUCAUCCUUAUAGGAGUACAAAAUAUCUUACGUAAGUUUAACAAAAAAAGUUAUGUCAGAUACAUUUACUACCAACUUUGAACACAAAA